AUGGAACCCAAGCUUAAACGGGUAGGAGGUCCUGUAUGGAAGUCUGGAGAGCUUGCCAAGAUGAAAGAAAUUAUUCGUGGUCUUGAGGGGAAAACGGAUAGAUACCGGGGUAACUUUUGGCAAAAGGUCUCCUCUGAAAUGAAGGUACAUGGCUUUGAUCGUCAACCAGCUGCAAUCUGCGCCAAAUGGCGUCGCGCCACCAACAAUUUUCAAUCAAAGUCUCCAACAGGAAAUGCAUCUAGUAUCUGGGACGUCAGUGAUAGCGACGGCGCCGAGGACGAGGAGGAUGAGGAGUAUUUCAAAAGUAAUUUUGUGCAUGGAAGGGAACUCAAAGACGAAGCUCUCAAACCGUGGACUGCAGGAAACAACUGGUUGGAAGAAGAGGACACCAUUGCAUUCGAUUGCAUUAAAAGCCAGCGAGAUAGAGAGAGGGAGCUUAAGGUUGAACCGGUUUCGGCGGAACAAAUUUGGCACAUGGUGUCAGAUAGUCUUGCUUCCCAUGGAUUCUAUCGUAAAGCUCCAAACGUUUACAGAUACUGGAAUACCAAGGGUAGAGAAAAGCAUAAUUUCGAUGCAAGAUCUCCAAGUGCUAUCGAGAAAGCCAUGGUGGAUGCAACUCGGGUUCCUGGAAUUCAGCCUAAACAAGCCCCUUCAAAACCUGCCACGCUCCAAGACAGGCCCUCUCGUUCAAUUUCUAAAGUCUCAACUAAAAAUCCCUCUCAGCUAGAUAAUCCCAAUGCUGAGAUCACUUUGGGCAAUGCACAACUGUCAGAUAUUUCACCUCAGCAGCAUGCCAUUUUGAAGGUUCAGUAUGCAAAAUACAAUCAGUUAGAUAAUCCCGUGGUCAAUGAAUUAGCACUAGAGACCGGAUUGAACAGAGAACAAAUCAAGAUCUGGUAUAGAACUCAGAGAUCCAUUGACCUGAAAUUAGAGCUUCAGAAAGAAGCAGAAGUCCAGACUGGAAAAGAACCUUCCCGCCUCUUUCUUGAUAAGUCAGAGCUUGAAAGCAUAGGAUCGAGGCGUCAUCGUGUAUCAGACAUUGGCUUUCAGAGUCAGGUAGAUGAGAAUCCAGCCAAAAGACUAUGCCACAGCCUGGGCUCUGAGGGUGUGAUGGACAAUCGCAAGAAAGCUUCGGUCGAUAUGAACGCUCAGAAUGAAGCUUUUGAUUAUCAAUCAACGAUUUCAGGACUGAUGGGUGCGCCUUCUAACAAUGGCCGUGCAGCAUCGACUAUCGAAGUACAACAGCCUUCUUUCAAGCCUGCAACACAAAGCGAUAUCCCAGACCCUGCAUCUCAAAUGAACGUUGUUUUGACAGCAGAACGCCAAAGGGUACGACAAAAAAUGCUUGCAGCUGAGGCGGAACACAGGAAGCUAAAAUUGGCUAUUGUCGCUCACAAAGAAAGAGCAGAGGCGGAGCUUGAAGCUGCAAGAGCAAAGGUACAAGAGCUUACGGUGCAAGAGGAAAUCCUGGAAAAGGCUAGUGAGCGUAUUGUGCACAUUGAAGUCCUUAUCGAUGAUCAAUACCAGGUGCCAUUGAGACGUUGA
This is a messenger RNA of Sclerotinia borealis F-4128, 1545 nucleotides long. The record is from the annotation of a GenBank genome assembly. NCBI's taxonomy places the organism in Eukaryota, Fungi, Ascomycota, Leotiomycetes, Helotiales, Sclerotiniaceae.